AUGACAGCCUCACGCAUGAAGUCGUGGUUCCCGACCACCGCGUCGCCUUUGAUAAUUAGCGCUCCCAUGGCCGGAGUCACUAAUAUAAAGCUAGCAGCUGAAGUAACAAAAGCUGGAGGUUUAGGUUUCAUCCAGGCUGGCCGGGACUUCAACCCGGAUUCGCCUGCGCUAAAGAAACUUGAUGAUCAACUCACCCAAGCCUGGCAACUCCUCGACCUGGAGGCAUAUAAGAACGACAGCAGCCACCUACCCAUCGGCGUUGGGGCCCUCACAUUUAUGCCAUCUGCGCAGUACUUUGCUGAGACAGUUGUGCCGAUUUUGAAGCGGCACAGGCCAGCUGCGAUAUGGCUAUUUGCGCCGUCGCCUAAAGCACCGGACACUCACUCGACUAUCGUAAAGGAGCUAAGGUCUCGGGGAGGUCCGUGGAAUCCCAAGAUCGUAGUCCAGGUCGGAACUGUGGCGGCUGCUCGGGAGGCGGCUGCUUACGGAGCUGACAUAAUCGUCGCUCAGGGCGUCGAUGCCGGCGGUCACCAGUGGGCGAAAGGUGCUGGUAUUGUGAGCAUAGUCCCCGAAGUCAUAGACAUGUUGCGCGAAGAGUUUCCCGACAAGGAGAUCCCGGUUUGGGCUGCCGGCGGUAUCGCUGAUGGUAGAGGGGUUGCGGCAGCGCUGGCAUUGGGUGCUGAGGGCGCUGUACUCGGUACAAGGUAUAUGGUAGCAACCGAGUCCGAUGCGCAAGACUAUAAGAGAAAGGCGGUCAUAACUACGUCGGAUGGAGGCUCCAAUACGGUAAAAAUCAAGUAUGCUAACAACUCGCGCCUCCCCGCGCCGCCAAGGUCGCAAGUCCACGACCACAUCACAGGCGAGAUACACUGGCCCGAGAUCUACGACGGCCGCGCCAUCGUUACCCCAACGUACCACGACCACGUCGCCGGGGUACCUCUAGAUGAGAACGCGAAGCGGCUCAACGCCGCCAAGGAUAGCGGCGACGUGUCUAGGCUGGUCACUUGGUCGGGAACGGGAGUCGGUUUGGUUAAGAAAGAGCAGCCGGCUGCGGACAUCACGAGAGAGGUGAGGGAUGAGGCGCUGAAGGCGAUUAAUAGUCUGAAGUCGUUCCUUUAAACGGGUUCGUGAUAGAGCCCUGCAACGAGUGAGUAUGCCUUUUGGUCUUAUGGCAUAUUCUUUUCUCUUAUCCAUUAUUCUUUAUUUCUUAAGGGCAAUAGUUCGUUGCCAUACGUCUCUCGAUGCUGACUCUAGAUAUUAAUAGGUACACAUAGUUUAUGAGACAUGACGGAGAGGAAGUUGGUAGCUUUUCUCUACUCUUCCAAGAAGCCAGACCCCUAGGUUUAUUGAGUCUCCUCGCGUUAUUCCCCUAUAAUAUGAGGUUUCCAUGUGCCGCCACUAUGUCUACGACUUGUCUAGGUUAG
Daldinia vernicosa is the source of this 1424-nucleotide messenger RNA. RefSeq names its product inosine monophosphate dehydrogenase. The record is from RefSeq and is a predicted model, not a curated record. The transcript is spliced from 5 exons. NCBI's taxonomy places the organism in Eukaryota, Fungi, Ascomycota, Sordariomycetes, Xylariales, Hypoxylaceae. The coding region runs from base 1 to 1119 and encodes 372 amino acids. Gene Ontology annotation, molecular function: nitronate monooxygenase activity.